CCCAGGCUGGUCUCUGGGCUCUGAAGGGGGGCCGCGUGCCGUUCAUCUCCACGCCUGAGGCUCGCUGCGGAGCUAGGUCUGGCCCGAUGCCCCCUAGCGGGGACAGCGCACGGUCUCGUUGCUGGCAAGUACCGGGGUCACACGCGCCCUGCCCGCGCAGCGCCCUUGGGGCGGGGCCGGACCCUGGCCAGUAGAGGCCCCGUUCUCCGCGCCGGAAGUGUCGUGUCAGGAUCCCCAGCGUCCGGAGCAGCGUCAGCUACAUGGAGUCGCCGGUGCUGAGGAGCCCGGAAGAGAUAGCGGCGCUGUACCGCGAGCUCAGCCAGUGCCCCUCGCUCUGCAGUGCCUGUAUCGGGCCCGAGGUCACCACUCGGUAUGGGGGCAAAUACUGCAAUGUCUAUACAGAGUGGUCUCAGCAGGACCUGGAGAGAGCCGAGAGCGUGAAGUUCUGCCGCCAAUACCUCAUCUUCCAUGACAGCCAGGCCAUUGUGUACUCGGGCCCCUCGGGCACCUGCAGUGAGAUCAAGGGAGAGUGCCAGCGAGGUUAGAGGAUUGGGCCAAAAGAAAUCAGACGAGGUUCAACAAGCAAUAUGCAACAACCUGCUCCUCACAAACUGGGAAGAAUUAGUAGGAGAAGCAAAAGUGAAUGGGAACCUGGGAGGCAGUGACAGUCGAGUUCAGGAUCCUGACAGAAGGAAGAAAGGAAAGCAGCAGAAUACGAACCCUAGAUUUCAGAAAAGCAGACUUUAACUCCCUCAGGGAACUGAUGGACAGGAUCUACUGGGAGAAUAACAUGAAGGGGAAAAGAAUCCAGGAGAACUGGCUGUAUUUUUAAGAAUCCUUUUUGAGGUUGCAGAAACAAACCUUAACUUUGCUGAUCGUAAACACAAAAAAGAAGCUGACAAUACGUGGAAGAUUGGACAAAUGACAAAUAUAUUGCUUAGGCAGGCAGGAAUUAAAUCAGGAAGGCCAAAUCACACUUGGAUUUUCAGCUAGCAAGGGAUGUUAAGAAUAACAAGAAGGGUAGGUGAC
This is a messenger RNA of Dermochelys coriacea (leatherback sea turtle), 1029 nucleotides long. RefSeq names its product acylamino-acid-releasing enzyme-like. Bases 261 to 545 code for a protein of 94 amino acids. NCBI's taxonomy places the organism in Eukaryota, Metazoa, Chordata, Testudines, Dermochelyidae. The record is from RefSeq and is a predicted model, not a curated record. The transcript is spliced from 4 exons.